CGCCCCCGCCUGCGGCCGUUGGCGCUGAGGGGCGGCCGGGGCCCGGCGCCCUCUACGGUUGCGCGGGAACUUGCGUAACGCGGGGUUGCCGCCGCCGCUUCUCUCUCCGUCGCUUCCUCCUUCCCCCGCUCUUUCCCUUCCGAAAGGCCGGCGGGUGAAGCUGUUCCGCCUGCAGGGAGGCCCGGGGCGCGGCCCGGCUCCCGCCGCGGCGCCAUGAUGAGGCGCACGAAGCCCGAAGUGGAGCGGUACGUCGCCUCCGUGCAGGCCGCCGCGCCUUCUCCCAGAGAGAAAUCUAUGAAAGGAUUCCUCUUUGCUAAGCUCUAUUUUGAAAUAAAAGAAUAUGAACUUGCUAAAAGGUAUAUAUCUACAUACCUCAACGUACAAGAGAGAGAUCCUAAAGCACACAGAUUUCUUGGACAAAUUUAUGAAGCUGAGGAUAACAUAGAAAAAGCCUUUGGGUGUUACAAGCGUUCUGUGGAGUUGAAUCCAACACAGAAAGAUCUUGUAUUGAAGAUUGCAGAGUUGCUAUGCAAUAACAACAUAACUGAUGGAAGAGCAAAAUACUGGGUUGAGAGAGCUGCUAAACUCUUUCCUGGGAGUCCUGCUGUUUACAGGUUGAAGGAACAGUUGCUGGAUUGCAAAGGUGAAGAUGGAUGGAAUCAGCUUUUUGACCUGAUUCAAGCAGAACUUUAUGCAAGGCCAGAUGAUGUCUACAUCAACAUCAGACUAGUUGCACUCUACCGUUCCAAUAAUAGAUUAAGAGAGGCUGUGCUCCAUUGUCAGGAAGCGGAGAAGAAAAUACCUUUGCAGUCAAGCUUGGAAUGGUGUUCCUGUGUUGUAGAGACAUUUGAGGAAUAUCUGGAGUCUUUACAAGACUUGGAGUCUGAUAAAAAUAACUGGAGAGCUAUCAAGAAAGAUCAUCUGCUGGCCUAUUCCAGCUUUGUCAAAAUGACACUUUCUUCUAGAGAUGUGCAGGAAUGCAGAGAGGCAUUUGAAAGUUUUGAUCGUGCGCUUCAGUCGGUGAAGCCAUAUGUGAUUGGGGCUGAUGAGUUGUCUCGUACCUUUGUGGAAAUGAAAGGGCAGCUAUACAUGCAUGCUGGAGCUUUGCUACUGAAAAUGGCCCAACACAAUGAGGCCCAGUGGAGAGGUGUGUGUCAACUAGCAGCACUUUGUUAUCUGAUAAGUUUCCAGGUUCCUAAACCAAAGUCAAAAGUAAUAAAGGGGGAUCAAACUGGACAAGAUGUGCUAGAAAUGUUGGCCUGUGAUCGAAAAAGCCAGUCAGGUCAUAUGCUGCUGAACUUAAGCCAUGGCAAGCAAGACUUCUUUAAAGAGAUUGUGGAAUCGUUUGCAAACAAAAGUGGUUCAUCUACGUUGUUUGACAGCCUGUUUGAGAGUGGAGCUUCUAGAGAGAGGUCUUUUAUUGGCACGGAUGAUAUUGGAAAUGUCAGUGCACAAGCACCAGUGCAAAUGGAACUUAAUAGAUACGAUAUUGGUGCCAUUCGAAUGCACAAUGGCAGUCUCCAGCACCUGGUGUGGCUUGGCUUGCAGUGGAACUCAAUGUCAGUCUUGCCCCCCGUGCGCAAAUGGUUAAAACAGCUUUUCCACUUGCCCCAAGAAACAUCAAGACUUGAGACAGAUGCUCCAGAAUCCAUUUGCCUACUGGACCUUGAAGUAUUUCUGCUCGGGGUGGUAUUCACAAGCAACUUACAACUGCAAGAGAAGUUUAAUUCUCAGUACGGCGCACAUCAGCCUCAAUUCUUACCAUUGCCAGUGUGCAAACAGCUCUAUACUGAAAAACAAAGAUCCUGGUGGGAUGCUGUUCGUGCUCUUAUUCAGAGAAAAACAGUACCAGGAACAGCAGCAAAACUGAGGCUUAUUGUUCAGCAUGGAAUAAGUACUCUGCGAACACUGGAGAAGCAUGGCCUUCAACCUGCCCUAAUUAUACACUGGGCAAAAAGCCUGCAGAAAACAGGCAUUAGCCUUAACUCCUUCUAUGACCAGAAGGAAUACAUUGGACGAAGUGUCUACUACUGGAAGAAAGUUUUGCCUAUGCUGGAAAUUAUUAAAAAGAGAAGGAGUAUUCCUGAACCUAUUGAUCCUCUCUUCAAACACUUCCAUAGUGUAGACAUUCAGGUCUCCCAGGUUACAGUGUAUGAAGAAGAGGCACAUAUAGCAUUUGCAAUGUUGGAUGCAGUUGAUGGCAAAACUGAUGAUGCUUUGUCAGCAUUUGAGGCUAUUAAGAAUGUAGUUUCAUACUGGAAUCUUGCCCUGAUCUUCCAAAGAAAGGCAGAAGAGAUUGAAAAUGAUGCUAUGCUGCCAGAAGAACAAGAAGAGCACAAAACCUAUCUUCUUAAAAGCAAGCAUUAUCUAAUGAAGAUCAUGGAGGAAAGUUCCUCAGAUAUGUCAGUAACUGAGAAACUUCCAGUCUCUAUUGAAACUGUGAGGGAAAUGCUAGACACAGUGAUCCAGGAACUUGGUGAGAACAGUGAAGAGGGAAGUCCUGCAUUCAGAAACGGUCUGACACAAGCUGUAGAUUCAGAGCUGAAACAUUCCACCCCAUCACCAACUAAGUUUUCUGUUUCACCAACUAAAAGCUACAAGUUUUCUCCUAAAACUCCUCCUCAAUGGGCAGAAGAUCACCGAUCUCUACUUCAAAUGAUCUGUCAGCAAGUUGAAGCUUUAAAGAAUGAAAUGCAAGAACUGAAACUUAAUAAUUCCAAUGCAAAUGCAUCAUCUCAUCGGUGGCCUGGUGAAAGCUUUGGAACAGAUUCAAUGUCAGAGGGUUAUCAGAGAGCACAAAAUCUUCAUGAAGCUCCACUAACGGUUGCUACCACUGGCCCACCUGGUUACUACAGCCAGUCACCUGCCUAUAACUCUCAGUAUCUUCUCAGAACUGCUGCAACCAAUGUAACACCAACAAAGGCUCCUGUCUAUGCCAUGAACCGACUUACACCUCAGCAACACAUCUACGCUUACCAGCAGCCGAUGCAUACGCCACCUCUGCAAAGCAGUUCUGCUUUUAUGUUUUCCCAAGACAUAUACAGCACACCUCUGCGUUUUGAUUCUUCUGGUACUGGACUCAUUUCUCCUCAUGGGGGGGAUGAUUACUACAAUUACAGUGUUCAGCAGGCAAGCACUAAUCCACCACUGCCUGAACCAGGCUAUUUCACAAAGCCUUCGGUUGCGCCGCCGACUUUAAAGCCUGUAGAAUCAAAAAUGACAGAAUUUCCAAAAUCUAAAUUUGGACAGCCAGGAACAGCAGAAGGAUCAAAAACGUCGCUUCCAACACCAGCACAGUCAAAUCAGCCAACUUUUAAAUUCAACACUAACUUCAAGUCAAAUGAUGGAGACUUUACCUUUUCUUCUCUUCAAGUUGCACCGCAGCCUCCGAAUGCAGGUUUUAACAGCAGUGAAAAUCUCUUGGGUCUUCUGACAAAUGAUAAACCUUUACAGGAUGAUAGAUACAUUGAACAAAAAACAGUUAAUGAUCACACAAAUAGUUCAAGAAAUGUUUUCAAUUUUGGGAAUAAACCUAUUACAAGCAUCUCUUUUAGAGAUAAUGUGGGACAAAAUGUACAUAAAAACCUAGGUUUUGAGAAGAGCGAUAUGUUUAGUGUCCAAGAACCCAGCAAGCCUGUAUUCAUGACGUCAAACUCGGACUUGGCCAAUAGAAGUCAUGAAACAGAGGGAGGAAGCACCCAUGGUGGAGAUGAGGAUGAUGAUGGUCCUCAUUUUGAUCCUGUGGUGCCACUCCCUGACAAGAUCGAAGUAAAGACAGGAGAGGAAGAUGAAGAGGAAUUCUUCUGCAACAGAGCCAAACUCUUUCGUUUUGAUGCAGAAUCUAAAGAAUGGAAAGAAAGGGGUAUUGGAAAUGUGAAAAUACUGAAACAUAAAGUAUCUGGCAAAUUUCGUCUCUUAAUGAGACGGGACCAAGUGCUGAAAAUCUGUGCAAAUCACUACAUAAAUACCGACAUGAAAUUAACUCCAAAUGCUGGAUCAGACAAAUCAUUUGUAUGGCAUGCUUUAGACUAUGCAGAUGAGUUGCCAAAACCAGAACAACUUGCAAUUAGAUUUAAAACGCCUGAGGAAGCAAUGGUUUUCAAAAGUAAGUUUGAGGAGGCACAGAAUAUUUUAAAAACCUUGGGAUCAAACGUUGACGCAUCCGUGAUUCAGAGUAGUGGGACUUCAAGGGAAACAGCAAAUCAGGAUGUCAAGGAGCCCAGCAAAUCUGUUUCUGGGACCCAGACCUUUGGCUUUCAGUUCUCAAAAGAUGGAGUUAGCAGUGAAUCUGAUAGCAAAGGCAACCUUCCAGCUACAUCAACUGUGCCUGGCCCUACCUCUUUUUCAUUUGGAACAGAAGCCUCGAAACCCUCCUCUGGUGGUUUUGGGCAACAUCUCCUGAAGAAAGAUCAGUGGGAGUGUAAAGUGUGUUUAGUUCCAAACGAAGCAGGGGCAAAGAAUUGUGUAUCAUGUCAAAGUCCAAAUCCAGAUAAGCGGGAAACACGUGGCACCCCAUUAACUGAAUCUGCUGCAAGUUUCAAAGCCAGUGGUAACACUGUGCAGGACACAUUUGGAUCUGCUUUUGCUAAAAAGGAAGGCCAAUGGGAAUGCUCUGUCUGUCUAGUAAGAAAUGAACCCACUGCUUCCAAGUGUAUAUCCUGCCAGAUUCCAAACAAAACCAAUACAGCAGUAUCUAGUCAACAAACUUCCUUUAAAUUCGGCCAAGCAGUUUCUCCAAAGUUUAUUCAAAAUGACUUGGGAACUCCUUUUUCUAAAAAGGAAGGUCAGUGGCGUUGCUCUGUAUGCCUGGUCCAAAAUGAAGCAAAAGAUGUGAACUCUUGUACCUGUCAGAAUCCCAGCUCUCAAAGUCAACCUACUGUACCUUUACCUACUGUUCAGGCAUCCUCAGCUCCCAGGUUUGGUUCUGUUGCUGACACAAGUAAGGCACAGAAAAAUGGAUUUGAAGGGCUUUUUGCUAAAAAGGAAGGGCAGUGGGAUUGUAGUACGUGUCUUUUGAGGAACGAAGCUUCUUCACCAGCCUGUGUAGCCUGCCAAGCACCAAAUCCAUCUGGUAAGAUUGCUGCUGGUGAUGCUUCAUCGACUCCUACUUUUGGCUUGAAAAGUAAAUUGUCUGAGCCUGGCAGAGGACAAGCAACGGGCUUUAAGUGUGAUUUCUUAGAGAAGAGUUUUAAGUUUGGUCAUACUGAGCAAGGCAAGACACCAGCAUUUACAUUUCAGAUUCCUUCUGAUACUGAAGCUAAGCCUGCAAAGGGAGGAUUUAGCUUUUCAAUGCCAGUGCCUGCAGAUGGAUUUAAAUUUGGGAUACAGGAACCUAGUAAAAAUGCCACUAAGAAAGAUGAGCCAUCCAAAGAGAGUACAACUGGCUUAAAAAGCAUUGAUGAAAAAGAUAAAAAGGAGCUGCCUUCAGAUAGUGGAACUGCAUUCCAAUUUCAAGAAACAGGAAACAAGGAGAAAGGUGACUUUGUUUUUGGGCAAAAUACCAGCACUUUUGCUGAGCUUGCAAAAAGCAUUGAUGAAAAAGACAAAAAGGAACUGCCUUCAGAUAGUGGAAUUGCAUUCCAAUUUCAAGAAACGGGAAACAAAGAGAAAGGUGACUUUGUUUUUGGGCAAAAUAGCAGCACUUUCACUUUUGCUGAGCUUGCAAAAAGUACUCCUACGGAAGGCUUUCAGUUUGGAAAAAAAGACCCUAACUUUAAAGGCUUUUCAGGUGCAGGUGAAAAGUUGUUUUCUUCACAGGAUUCUAAAGUGGAUCCCAAAGCAAACACAUCUUCUGACCUUGGUGAGAAAGAUGAUGAUGUGUAUAAGACAGAAGAGAGUGAUGAUAUCCAUUUUGAACCUAUAGUUCAGAUGCCUGAAAAAGUAGAACCCUUUACAGGAGAGGAAGAUGAAAAAGUGUUAUACUGCCAAAGAGUAAAGCUGUUCAGGUUUGAUCCAGAAACAAGCCAGUGGAAAGAACGUGGGGUGGGCAACUUGAAGAUUCUUAAAAACGAAGUUAAUGGCAAAGUAAGAAUCCUAAUGCGGCGUGAGCAGGUAUUGAAGGUGUGUGCAAAUCACUGGAUAACAACAACAAUGAACUUGAAACAGCUCUCUGGCUCAGAUAAGGCAUGGAUGUGGAUGGCCAAUGACUUCUCUGAUGGUGAUGCAAAGUUGGAACAUCUGGCAGCAAAAUUCAAGACACCAGAGCAGGCUGAGGAGUUCAAACAGAAGUUUGAGGAAUGUCAGAGGCUACUACUAGAUAUACCUCUGCAGACACCCCAUAAACUUGUUGAUACAGGUAGGACAGCUCAGCUAAUACAGAAAGCAGAAGAGAUGAAGUGUGGCUUAAAAGAUCUCAAAACUUUUCUGACGGAUGACAAAACUAAACUUUCAGAAGAGGAAAAUGUCAGCUCUGCUUGUGCCAGCAGUACUUCUGAUGUGGUUAUAAAGCCACAUGCUGAAAGUACGGGCCCUACUCUGGAGUGGGAUAACUAUGACUUGCGUGAGGAAGCGCUGGAUGACAGCGUGAGUAGCUCUGUAUAUGCAUCACCUCUUGCAAGUAGCCCUGUUCGGAAAAAUCUGUUUAGAUUUGGAGAGUCUACCACAGGUUUUAGUUUCAGCUUUAAAUCUGCCUUGAGCCCAUCAAAAUCUCCUGCCAAACAGAACCAGAGUAGGACAUCAGUAGGGACAGAUGAAGAUUCUGACGUUACUCAAGAAGAAGAGAGAGAUGGACAGUACUUUGAACCUGUGGUACCUCUGCCUGACCUCGUGGAAGUGACCAGUGGUGAGGAAAAUGAACAAGUUGUCUUCAGUCACAGAGCUAAGCUGUACAGAUACGACAAAGAUGCUAACCAGUGGAAAGAGAGAGGUAUUGGGGAUAUCAAGAUUUUGCAGAACUAUGACAACAAACAAGUGCGUAUAGUCAUGAGAAGGGACCAGGUACUAAAACUCUGUGCUAAUCAUAGAAUAACACCAGAUAUGAAUAUGCAACAAAUGAAAGGAUCUGACAGAGCAUGGGUAUGGACUGCAUGUGACUUUGCAGAUGGAGAAAGGAAAGUAGAGCUUCUAGCUGUGCGAUUCAAGCUGCAAGAUGUUGCAGACUCAUUUAAGCAGAUUUUUGAUGAAGCAAAGCAUGCCCAAGAGAGAGACACGCUGAUAACACCUCUUUCUUCUCGUGCCAAUACGCCAAAGGAAUCUCCAUGUGGUAAAAACGCUGUUGCUGUACUAGAAGAAACUACCAGAGAAAGAACUGACCUCAACAACCAUGGUGAUGAUUCUUCUGACGUAACAGUAGAGGUUGCAGAGGUAUCAAACACUUCUGAAACACCAGCGAAAGCAGUGGUUUCUCCUCCAAAGUUUGUAUUUGGAUCUGAAUCUGUCAAGAGCAUUUUCAGUAAUGAAAAGUCCAAGACGUUCACAUUUGGAAAUACUUCAGCCACUAGUUCUCUCUUUGGCUUCAGUUUUAAUCCUCCAAGAAAGAGUGAAGACAGCAUUCUAAUGUCUCAGAACACAACAGAGAAAGAACUGGAAGUCUCUAAACCAUCAAAAAGCUCUAGUACUCCUCAGAAGCCUCCAGACAGCAAGGUAGACAGCUUGCCUACUUCAUCACAAGAUGGAGCCAGUAAUUUCUCAUUUAAAAUUCUGGAAAAAGGAUUUAACUUUAACCUUUUUAAAUCUAAUCCAAUGGCCUUUUGGACAAGCACAUCUCCCUUGCAACCUGAUAGUAAAGCUGAGAAAACAGCCUCAGAAGAUGAUCUUCCCUCUUCUAAGGACACGGCUUCAUCCGAUGAAGUUAUAAUAGUUUAUGAGUUAACACCUACUCCUGAACAAAGAGCUCUUGCUGGCUUUCUCAAGCUACCUUCAACAUUCUUCUGCUACAAGAAUAAGCCUGGAUAUGUGAGUGACGAGGAUGAUGAUGAAGACUAUGAAACAGCUGUUAGGAAACUUAAUGGAAAACUGUAUCCCAGCAGCUCAGAAGAGAAAAAGAAAUUGCAAGAUACUGUAAAAGUAGGCAUUACAGGAAAAAGUGAAUUCAACAAUGAAAGAGAAUGUGUUACUGCUUUGGAAAAGAAACCAACUCCAGAGGACACGGCUAAAGCAGAAACUCUGCAAGUCCCUUCUACAUCUGCCCAUGGUGUCAGCAGUGACACUGAGGAUGACAGUCAAGAACACUCUCAGACAGAAGUUGAAACUGAAGAAAUAAAAUCUCAGGAGAAUACGGUUACAAGCUCAGCUGACUUAACCUGUAUCAGUGAGGAGGAAGUAUCUACUCCAUCAGCUGGUGAGGUGACAGAGUUUGUCCAGUCAGCUACCAACAGUGAAGACCCAGAUUCCACAACAGAAACUGUACAUGCAUCACAGACUUCAUCAGGAGCUGAGGAGAAACCUGUAGACUUGUCAACUAAAAAAAGUGAUUCUGACUGUUCAGAAUCAACACAGGACAACAGAAUCAUCUCAUUUGGUUUCGGCAAUGCUGCGGGCUUGUCAUUUGCAGAUCUGGCUUCCAAAAACUCUGGAGACUUUGCUUUUGGCUCAAAAGAUAAAAACUUCAAAUGGGCAAAUACAGGAGCAGCUGUGUUUGGAGAGACAGCCCGAAAAGCAGAAGAAGAUGAAGGUGGUAGUGAUGAUGAGGUGGUACAUAGUGAUGAUAUCCACUUUGAGCCAAUUGUGUCCUUACCAGAGGUGGAGGUAAAAUCUGGAGAAGAAGAUGAAGAAAUUCUUUUCAAAGAGAGGGCAAAACUUUACAGAUGGGACAGAGAAGCCACUCAGUGGAAGGAGCGUGGUGUUGGAGAGAUAAAGAUUCUCUUCCAUACACAGAAGAAGUGCUAUAGAGUCCUAAUGAGAAGGGACCAAGUUCUUAAAGUUUGUGCAAACCAUGUCAUCACCAAAGAAAUGAACUUGGUGCCAUCAGAUACAUCAAGCAAUGCUUUAAUUUGGACAGCCACAGAUUAUGCUGAUGGUGAAGUCAAAGUAGAACAACUUGCAGUCAGAUUUAAAAGCCAAGAAAUGGCUAAUUCUUUCAAGAGGAGGUUUGAAGAAUGCCAGCAGAACUUGUCAGAACUACAGAAAGGACACUUAUCUCUGGCAGCAGGACUGUCAAAGGACACCAACCCUGUUGUGUAUUUUGAAGUUUCUGCUGAUGACGAACCUUUAGGACACAUAACCAUGGAGUUGUUUUCAAAUAUUGUCCCUCGAACUGCUGAAAAUUUCAGGGCCCUGUGUACAGGAGAGAAAGGAUUUGGAUUCAAGAACUCCAGGUUCCACAGAAUAGUCACUGACUUUGUGUGUCAGGGAGGUGAUAUAACUAACCAUGAUGGUACAGGUGGACGAUCAAUUUAUGGCACAGCAUUUGAAGAUGAGAAUUUUGAAGUGAAACACACUGGUCCUGGAUUGUUGUCAAUGGCAAAUAAGGGCAGGGAUACGAAUAAUUCUCAGUUCUUCAUAACACUUAAAAAAGCAGAACACUUAGACUUCAAGCAUGUUGUAUUUGGGUUUGUCAAAGAUGGAAUGGAUGUUGUGAAAAAGAUUGAAUCCUUUGGUUCUCCUAAAGGGCUAGUAAAUGGAAGAAUUGUCAUUACAGACUGUGGGCAAAUAUAGAAUUAUUGCAUUGAGUAUACAGAUGUUUAGCGGUAUAAAUCAGUAUUUAGAUGUUAUUGACUAAUUAUUUCAACUUCUUAAAAUGGACACUUCUGAUGUAUAAAUGUAAAAUUACACCUUAUAGUUGGGUUUUUUAUGUGUUCUAAUUGAUCUUUUGCAUGUUAAAUAAAGUUCAGACACUGGUAUAUUUCGGGUGUAUUUGUGUUAUCCUGACCUAUUUGUAUUGAAUGUCAAAUUUUAAGAAUAAAAUCUUAGUCUUGUUAAAAUAAA
Messenger RNA from Calypte anna (Anna's hummingbird), 9864 nucleotides. RefSeq names its product E3 SUMO-protein ligase RanBP2-like. The transcript has 30 exons. Gene Ontology annotation, molecular function: peptidyl-prolyl cis-trans isomerase activity; GTPase activator activity; protein binding. The record is from RefSeq and is a predicted model, not a curated record. NCBI's taxonomy places the organism in Eukaryota, Metazoa, Chordata, Aves, Apodiformes, Trochilidae. Gene Ontology annotation, cellular component: cytoplasm; nuclear pore. The coding region runs from base 214 to 9594 and encodes 3126 amino acids. Gene Ontology annotation, biological process: protein peptidyl-prolyl isomerization; protein folding; NLS-bearing protein import into nucleus.